AUGUCCUGUGAAAGGAGAACAAAGGCCGCCCGUUUCCUCGACCUCCGGUACAAGAGCGGGGAGCGCUCAGUGAGGGGCGGUGGCGGUGGCGGCGCGGAGGAGGCGCGGCGCGGCGGCCUCAAGGCGCUGCCGAAGCGCGCGCGCACCCGCUGCAGGGGGGUAAUGAACAUGGGGCAAAAGCUCUCCGGCGGUGUCAAGUCCGUGUCCCGGGAGUGCACGGCUCCGUUCAAGGCGGUGGUGGCGAGAGAGCUGGCCCCCGAACCGCCGAGGCCCGCGCGUCUCGACGCGCUGUUGGACGCGCCGCCCGCGCACUCCGACACGCAGCUCAAGCACGCCUGGAACCCGGAUGAUAGAUCAUUAAAUAUAUUCGUGAAAGAGGAGGAUGCCUUAACUUUUCACCGACAUCCGGUGGCGCAGAGCACAGACUGCAUCCGUGGGCGGGUGGGCUAUUCGCGUGGGCUCCACUGCUGGGAAGUCGUGUGGCCAGCCCGGCAACGAGGCACGCAUGCAGUAGUCGGCGUCGCCACUGCGCACGCGCCGCUACAUUCGGUCGGCUACCAGAGCCUUGUCGGCGCGACGGACCAGAGUUGGGGAUGGGAUCUCGGAAGAAAUAAGGUAUAUCACAAUGCGAAAGGCACGGGCGGCAGCGGGAGUACGUACCCUGCGCUGCUGCGGCCCGACGAGCAGUUCCUCGUGCCAGACAGGCUUCUAGUGGUACUCGAUAUGGACGAAGGCACGCUGGCCUUCUGCGCGGACGGCCGCUACCUGGGCGUCGCCGCGCGAGGUCUUCGGGGCAAGACGCUCUACCCGAUCGUCUCUGCGGUCUGGGGUCAUGCGGAGAUCACGAUGAAGUACAUCGGCGGCCUCGAUCCUGAGCCACUACCACUAAUGGAACUAUGUAGACGCGUGAUCCGCCAACGCGUCGGACGCAGUCGGCUUCGAGCCGCCGCAUCACGGCUCGCCCUGCCACCGGCGCUAACCGCGUACCUCCUCUACCGGGCUCCGUAG
Molecule: messenger RNA, 1008 nt
Organism: Leptosia nina
Lineage: Eukaryota; Metazoa; Arthropoda; Insecta; Lepidoptera; Pieridae
Source: the annotation of a GenBank genome assembly